AUGGCUUUUGCUUCUCCAUCCUACUCCGGCGGCAUGGCCAAACACUCCACCGUCAGCAACCUCUCUGCCGCAGUUGCCAAACACGGUAUCGGCAUGCCACUUACACCUCCUAACUCCGUAUCUCCGGGCUUGCCUGCCGCCGCUCAGGCAGGUCUACGCUCGCCGCCUCCGAUCCAUAUGGAUGGCGAGGACAACUCUCGUCAGCCUCUUCCUCUCAGCAAGGGUGCUCUAUCGGGACUAGAUGCCUCACAGUCCAUCACCGCAUCCAUGCUCGCCAAGCACCAUUUGCCAGGCAUCAUGCUCGGACACGGUCCUAUCGCGAUCAGACACGUCAUGGCUUGCUUGACUCAGUCGGUGCCUGGCUUCUCACGUAUACCGCCAGCCAAGGCCCGUAGGCUAGUUGUCGCCGGCCUAGAGAAUCGUGCAGGAGGUGGUGUCGACGGUAGUGUUGUGUUUGAAAAGGUGGGUUGGGGUCGAUGGGACGCACACACAAAGGGCGAGCGUCCUGACUUGGGCUCGAGCUUCAAGGACGGAAAGCUGUCUCCGCCACCGAGUGAGCCUGGAAGCUACGCGGCUUCUUACAGUGGGUCCGGCUUCCCUGGCUCGUUCAAACCUCGCGAGAAUCAGCAGCUCAACAGCUGGGCAGAGUCUUCGAUGGCAUCUCAUUACGAUGAGCACCUCGAGAACAUGAGUAUGGAGGAGAACGAGGCCGACAAGAUGUCUCUUGACGGCUCCUCUUCUGCCAUGUCCGAAGACGAAUCUGCAACUUCGGACAGUGAGGGUGACGAGACCGAAGAAGAGGACUGGGCUGCCAUGGGAGCGGAUGCUUUACGCAAGGCUUCUGUGUCGACUGCGGCUUCUCCUGGCGCCAGACGGAACUACAACCUCAUCAGUAUCCCAGGAUCCAUACAAGAAGCAAGAAGUCCGUCCGUGUACGGUAGUGCUGGCGGUGCUAGGUCGUCGUUCCUGGCGAGAUCCACACCACAGUUCGUCAGAAGGCCAUCUGCGAUGAGUUACACUCAGCAUAGAGGCAGCGUCAACCAGGUACCACCAAGCCACGGUACAACACCCAUGGAAAUUGACCGAACUACCCAAGAGCGUGAAGCCAUUGAGGCUCUUCUGCGUAUGGGCUCUGCAUAA
Aureobasidium pullulans EXF-150 is the source of this 1140-nucleotide messenger RNA. RefSeq lists its product as uncharacterized. Gene Ontology annotation, biological process: positive regulation of transcription from RNA polymerase II promoter by glucose. The coding region runs from base 1 to 1140 and encodes 379 amino acids. NCBI's taxonomy places the organism in Eukaryota, Fungi, Ascomycota, Dothideomycetes, Dothideales, Saccotheciaceae. Gene Ontology annotation, cellular component: nucleus. The record is from RefSeq and is a predicted model, not a curated record. Gene Ontology annotation, molecular function: sequence-specific DNA binding. The transcript has a single exon.